Molecule: messenger RNA, 4724 nt
Organism: Pezoporus flaviventris
Lineage: Eukaryota; Metazoa; Chordata; Aves; Psittaciformes; Psittacidae
Gene: ATP8B2
Product: ATPase phospholipid transporting 8B2
Exons: 28
Coding region: 94-3768 (1224 amino acids)
Biological process (GO): Golgi organization; phospholipid translocation
Cellular component (GO): plasma membrane
Molecular function (GO): ATPase-coupled intramembrane lipid carrier activity; magnesium ion binding; ATP binding
Source: RefSeq, a predicted model, not a curated record
GCGCGGCAGCGGGAGCGGGGCCGCAGCGGCCCCGGUACCGGCCCCCGGCCCCGGCCGCCCGCCCGCUCCCCAUGGGCUGCGGGGCCGCGAGCCAUGGAGCGGUGCGCGUCCCGCCGGGCCCCAGAGGAGGAGCGGCGGGUGCGAGCCAACGCGCGGGACUACAACGAGAAGUUCCAGUACGCAAGCAACUGCAUCAAGACCUCCAAGUACAACAUCAUCACCUUCCUGCCUGUCAACCUCUUCGAGCAGUUCCAGGAAGUGGCCAACACCUAUUUCCUCUUCCUCCUCAUCCUGCAGCUGAUCCCACAGAUCUCUUCACUCUCCUGGUUCACCACCAUCGUGCCUUUGGUUCUUGUCUUAACCAUCACAGCUGUCAAAGAUGCCACGGACGACUAUUUCCGCCAUAAAAGUGACAACCAGGUGAACAACCGGCAGUCUCAGGUGCUCAUCAGUGGAGUCCUCCGACAGGAGCAGUGGAUGAACGUCCGUGUUGGAGACAUCAUCAAGCUGGAGAACAACCAGUUCGUGGCGGCUGACCUCCUCCUGCUCUCCAGCAGUGAACCCCAUGGGUUGUGCUACAUAGAGACUGCAGAGCUGGACGGAGAGACCAACAUGAAGGUGCGACAGGCCAUCCCUGUCACCUCAGAGCUGGGUGACACCAGCAAGCUGGCUCGGUUUGAUGGUGAGGUGAUCUGUGAACCCCCCAACAACAAGCUGGACAAGUUUGGAGGGACGCUCUACUGGAAGGAAAGCAAGUACCCCCUGAGCAACCAGAACAUGCUGCUGCGGGGCUGCGUCCUGCGCAACACCGAGUGGUGCUUUGGCCUCGUUGUCUUUGCAGGGCCUGACACCAAGCUCAUGCAGAACAGCGGCCGGACCAAGUUCAAGCGGACGAGCAUCGAUCGGCUGAUGAACACGCUGGUGCUCUGGAUCUUCGGGUUCCUGGUGUGCAUGGGGGUGAUUCUGGCCAUUGGCAAUGCCAUCUGGGAGCAUGAGGUGGGCGUCUGCUUCCAGAUCUACCUGCCCUGGGACGAGGGGGUGCACAGUGCCUUCUUCUCGGGCUUCCUCUCCUUCUGGUCCUACAUCAUCAUCCUCAACACUGUGGUGCCCAUCUCACUCUACGUAAGCUCCCAGGCUCCUGCACUGUCCCCUUCUCUCUCUCUUUUAAUUUCUCUCUCUUUUCGUUCCCCAGCAUGGGUUCUGUCACCCUUAGCCCCGAGUGUGGAGGUGAUCCGCCUUGGGCACAGCUACUUCAUCAACUGGGACAAGAAGAUGUACUGUGCCAAGCGCCGGACACCAGCCGAGGCCCGGACCACCACCCUCAAUGAGGAGCUGGGGCAGGUGGAGUACAUCUUCUCUGACAAGACUGGCACCCUCACCCAGAACAUCAUGGUCUUCAGCAAGUGCUCUGUGAAUGGGCACAGCUACGGUGAUGUUCAGGACGUGCUGGGCCACAAGGCAGAGCUGGGAGAGCGGCCAGAGCCGGUUGACUUCUCCUUCAACCCACUGGCGGACCCCCGGUUCCAGUUCUGGGACCCCAGCCUGCUGGAAGCCAUCAAGCUGGGAGACCCCCACGUGCAUGAGUUCUUCCGUCUGCUCUCGCUCUGCCACACCGUCAUGUCCGAGGAGAAGAACGAAGGGGAGCUCUAUUACAAAGCUCAGUCCCCAGACGAGGGAGCGCUGGUCACAGCCGCCAGGAACUUCGGCUUCGUGUUCCGGUCCCGUACCCCCAAGACAAUCACAGUGCACGAGCUGGGCCGAGCCAUCACGUACCAGCUGCUGGCCAUCCUGGACUUCAACAACAUCCGCAAGCGCAUGUCUGUCAUCGUGCGCAGCCCCGAGGGCAAGAUCCGGCUGUACUGCAAAGGUGCUGACACCAUCCUGCUGGAGCGCCUCCACCCCAUCAACCAGGACCUGACCAAUGUCACCACCGACCACCUCAAUGAAUAUGCUGGUGAGGGGCUGCGGACGCUGGUGCUGGCCUACAAAGACCUGGAGGAGAGCUACUACGAGGAGUGGUCUGAGCGGCUGCACCAAGCCAGCAGUGCCCACGAGGCCCGGGAGGAUCGCCUGGCUCAGCUCUACGAUGAGGUGGAGCACGAUAUGAUGCUGCUUGGAGCCACAGCCAUCGAGGACAAACUGCAGCAGGGGGUCCCUGAAACCAUCGCCAUCCUGACGCUGGCUAACAUCAAGAUCUGGGUGCUGACGGGGGACAAACAGGAAACAGCCGUGAACAUCGGCUACUCCUGCAAGAUGCUGACGGACGACAUGACCGAGGUGUUCGUGGUCACAGGCCACACUGUGCUGGAGGUGCGAGAGGAGCUCAGGAAAGCCCGGGAGAAGAUGAUGGAUGCAUCACACUCCACAAGCAAUGGCUUCUCCUACCAGGAGAAACUCUCCUCUUCCAAGCUCACCUCUGUGCUGGAAGCCAUCGCGGGUGAAUAUGCCCUAGUCAUCAAUGGGCACAGCCUGGCCCAUGCACUGGAGGCUGACAUGGAGGUGGAGUUCCUGGAGACAGCGUGUGCCUGCAAGGCCGUCAUCUGCUGCCGUGUCACACCCCUGCAGAAGGCCCAGGUGGUGGAGCUGGUGAAGAAGUACAAGAAAGCUGUGACCCUGGCCAUCGGGGACGGCGCCAACGAUGUCAGCAUGAUCAAGACCGCCCACAUCGGGGUGGGCAUCAGCGGGCAGGAGGGCAUCCAGGCAGUGCUGGCCUCCGACUACUCCUUCUCCCAGUUCAAGUUCCUGCAGCGCCUGCUGCUGGUGCAUGGACGCUGGUCCUACCUACGCAUGUGCAAGUUCCUCUGCUACUUCUUCUACAAGAACUUUGCCUUCACCAUGGUCCACUUCUGGUUUGGCUUCUUCUGCGGCUUCUCGGCACAGACUGUGUAUGACCAGUACUUCAUCACUCUCUACAACAUCGUCUACACGUCGCUGCCUGUGCUCGCCAUGGGGGUAUUCGACCAGGACGUGCCAGAGCAGCGGAGCAUGGAGUACCCCAAGCUCUAUGAGCCUGGACAGCUGAACCUGCUCUUCAACAAACGGGAGUUCUUCAUCUGCAUCGCCCAGGGCAUCUACACCUCUGUCCUCAUGUUCUUCAUCCCCUAUGGUGUCUUUGCGGACGCCACCCGUGAUGAUGGAGCUCAGCUGGCUGACUACCAGUCCUUUGCUGUCACUGUCGCCACCUCCCUUGUGAUUGUUGUCAGUGUGCAGAUUGGGCUGGACACGGGCUUCUGGACAGCCAUCAACCACUUCUUCAUCUGGGGCAGCCUUGCCGCCUACUUCGCCAUCCUGUUUGCCAUGCACAGCAAUGGACUCUUCCAGAUGUUCCCCAACCAGUUCCGCUUUGUGGGUAAUGCACAGAACACGCUGGCCCAGCCCACAGUCUGGUUGACCAUCGCCCUCACCACUGUGGUCUGCAUCAUGCCUGUUGUGGCCUUUCGCUUCCUCAAGCUGGACCUGAAGCCUGAACUCUCAGACACGGUGCGCUACACUCAGCUCGUGCGGAAGAAGCAGAAGACCCAGCACCGGUGCAUGCGGCGUGCAGGGCGUGUGGGCUCCCGCCGUUCUGGCUACGCCUUCUCCCACCAGGAGGGCUUCGGGGAGCUCAUCAUGUCCGGUAAGAACAUGCGGCUCAGCUCCCUGGCGCUCUCCAGCUUCACGGCCCGGCCCAGCACUGGCUGGAUUGAGACCCUGCGCAAGAAGAAGGGCAGCGACAGCAGCACCGCUGGCAGCCCCAGCAGUGCCGCCAGCAAGACUCUCAAGGUGUGAGGCUGGGGAAGGGGGGGGCAUGUCCCCUCCCAUGCAGUCAGGGAUCCUCCUUCUCUCACAGUGGCCUGGGGGGUCCCAAGCAGGAGGACAGAGGCCACGUGUGCCCCUGAGGUGUUGGUGGAGUUUGGACUGUCAUGACGUAACCAAAAAGUCUUUUUACCCCAUCCCUGGGAGGGAUGGACGCACGGACACUGCCCCCAGCAGCCCUCCCUGGGCUGCUUCUCUGUCAGUAUUCACCUCCACAAAGUGCAAGUACCCCAAUCACACGUGAAUGUAUCAUGCCAGAGACGCUGCUGUGGGCAGGCGUGGAGAGUUGGGGGUGCUGUGACAGCAGCCUCCCUCUUCCCUCCCCCUCCUCCCCCGUGUCUUCUUUUUAUAUCAAAAUAGAGAAAAAAAACCACCAAAAGAAACCCACAAAAAACACACAAAACAGACAAGGAAGGACAGACGCCCUACAACUGCUUCGGCCUGUGUUGCACACGGUGAUGGAGAGAGCGGGGAGGCCGUGGCCCUGGGGCGCUCCGGAGCCGGGGGAUGGGCUGGGAAAGGGGAAGCGUUCCCCGGGUCCUUCCCUGUCUCUGCGGGAGCAGCAGCCGUGAUUCACUCCCACACCCAACACUGGGCUCUUGCACAACUUUCAGCCUCCGCUUCCUCCCUGCUCUUCCUCCCCGCGCCAGCUCCUGGGGUCCCCACCGGGGGAUCGCUGGGGGGGGGGGCGGUCGGGGGUCUCUGUGAUACCAAAGAGGAAUCCGGUUCAAAACGGGCUCUGGCUUGGGCUGGAGUCGAUUUUUCGGGAAGUUCGGGAGUUUCUUUGUGUCGGGGUGGGGGACGCGAGGAUCGGGGCGUCUAAUUUAUUACACGUUUCUAUAGUGCGGGAUUGUCAAAAUCACGGGACCGCAGCAGGAAAAAAUGAACCAAAACCCAGCGUUUUCUAUAUAAAAACAACCACAAAGUUG